Messenger RNA from Ornithodoros turicata, 2555 nucleotides. It is a transcript of the gene Syngr, whose product is annotated as synaptogyrin-like. Bases 180 to 812 code for a protein of 210 amino acids. The transcript is spliced from 4 exons. Gene Ontology annotation, cellular component: synaptic vesicle membrane; neuromuscular junction. The record is from RefSeq and is a predicted model, not a curated record. Lineage: Eukaryota; Metazoa; Arthropoda; Arachnida; Ixodida; Argasidae.
UUAUGCUUCGCGCUCCUUCGACCCCUCCUUCUCCCGUGUUGGUUGCGAGAACGGUGCGGCGUUUGCACAUUCACUGAGCUCUUCUACUUUGGUCUCGGGAGCGAGCGCUGUUGCUUGACUAUUUGACGGAGGGUCCAGCCGAGAGGAAGGUGUUGCUAUAGCUGUACGACGGCCGCAGUAUGAACGGCGGAGCGUACGGCGCCGGGAAAGCCGGAGCCCCUUUUGACCCCAUCACCUUCGUGCUGAAGCCUCAGGUCCUGCUCCGGAUAAUGUGUUGGAUGAUGGCCAUCGUAGUGUUUGGUUGCAUCUGCUCUGAAGGCUGGGUGGAAGACCGGUGUCGAUACAAUGGUGACAACAAUGCCUGUAACUUUGGCACGGCUGUAGGUGUCAUUGCAUUCCUGGCCAGUUGCGGCUUCCUCGUCAUGGAAGCCAUGUUCGACAACUUCUCGAGCAUCAAGAUUCGUCGCCGGGCUGUCAUCGGCGACAUGGGAUUUUCGGGGCUGUGGAGCUUCAUGUGGGUGGUGUGCUUCUGUUACCUGUGUGAUGCCUGGCGCAAGUCCGAAAUGCCGGACGAUGGUUAUGGACUGAACAACAUCCGUGCUGCCAUUGCCUUCUCCUUUUUCUCCAUCUUCACUUGGGUGGGCUGUGUGUUCUUGGCCUACCAGCGCUACACCCAGGGAGCCGACACCCCCUUCGUGCCUAGCUACGAGGCUGACCCUGUGGGCACCUACCCUGGUGGAGAUGCCUACCAGGAGCCUCCCUUUUCAACCAAGGCCGAUCCUGCCACAAACUUCCAGGCACCCGCCUAUUAAGAACAGUGAAUAUGUCGGCCGACUGAGAAAUGCUGCCAGGAUACUCGAGGCGCUACCAAGUAAAAAUGGCCCGACCUUAGCGUUAGAAUGCCAAUCACCUAUUUGUGGUAUUCUUACAAAACCAGAAAGAUAUUUUUCUUGGUCGUUAACGCACAGUUGUUGCUUUGGGUGUGUACCUUCGCUGCAUUAAAACUGCGAAGGUCAGCAGCCGAGUCCCAGAGGCUUGGUUGCUGCGCAAAUUUGGGAAGGGUCUCGAAGUUAUCUGUGUUAGCAGAAGGUGUAACUUUGGCUAAAAUCACUGUCGAAAUGUGAAAUAUCGAAGUAUUUGUGGGAGGUUUUAAGCCCUUCCGCUACCCCAUUGGUGUGUGGAGGACCAAAGCCACCCUCAGGAUGACUGACUACGAGCAAUAUUGUCUCUCUUCCACUCCCACUAUAGCUGUGGAUCUCCAUGUUGCAAUAUUUGCUGUCAAUGCCUAAAAGGGAAAAAGAUCUUAGGUAGCACAGCAUGCUUCCCUCGGUAUGUGUAUUAUAGACCAAAAACUUUGUAUAUAGUGGCAUCAGUGUGAGCUUGUACAUAUAUUCGGUCAUUUGGUUCAUACUAUUGUUUCUGUGAUAUAUGUUUUGCACGUUUCUCUUCGCAACGUACAUGCUCGCGUGAUUGAAUGGCACAAGUUACGCCAUGGUGUGCAUAAAAGUGGUUUCGCGCAAGGAGUUCUUAUUGUCCCUUUCGAUGCUAGUUUGACUACUAGCAGGGUUUAUUUAUUUUGACUUACAUAUUACAAGUAUUUAUUUUUGAUGGAACUCUAGUGCAUAGAGAUUACUGAACUUAAUACUGCGAGGACAUUGGCCCUCUGCCUUUAUGUGUAACAUUACUGUCUACAGCUUUGCAUUAUGAGGUGGUCACACUGGUAAGCACCACACCAAGGUUUUAAAGGGGGUAGAUGUCCUUCCUGUAUAUUUCAAUGCAGUCUUUAACUGUUUCAUUGAACACACAGUCACGAAUGUGUCACUGGCCACAGUUCAGUAGUCCAGGGUACCCAUUUACCCGCAUAAUUAACCUACUUGUUUAACUAAAACCAUAGUGCCAUAGAUAGAGUGUGUUAAUUUCGCUACGAGAACGAUUGACCGCUCUAGGCUGUCACCGUGUCGUAAGUGCUAGCCGUGCAGCUAAGGACAGGGUACGCGUGACAAAAUUAUCAACAUUUGAGUACCAGUUGGGGACGCGUCUCUUAUGCGAGUAAAUACAGCAUUUGCUGUAGGCUGGUCAUGGGUUGACCCAUCUAGUCAUGUUGGAUGAGACAGUGAUUAAGUAAGGGUGUGGGACCCGCUUUACCUCGCGGGAAUGGAAUUCGUGUGCAUAAAAAAGGGGGAAGUGACUAGCAGUAGCAGCAUCUGCAAAGGGCACCACGUGUCCCUCAUUUUUGGCGUUGGACUUGUGUGACCACGACCCUACACAAAAAUGAUUCACUCAUACUAAUGUAUACACCUAGGGAGAAUGUGUACGGCUAAUAACACUAAUGUAGGGGUGGAUGUUAAGGAUGUCAUUGUUCCCAUUUUACAUUGCUUAUAUAGAUAUAUGUGUGUCUGUACACAUGCAUAAGUAGUGAUAACAUUGUUUUUUUCUUGUUUUUUUCUAGAAAAGGUGUUUGUAAAAUUGUGCAUGUACAUGUGUGAGUACGUUACCUGGCUAAGGACCUGUCACACGUUCUGGUUUCUAGUCACAAAAUAAAACAAUAUAAUGUA